GGGACUGUGCUAGCCGCACUGAUUAGGCGCUGGGGCGCGGGUGUAGAGCGCUGCCAGGUCGGCGUUCCGGGCCUUGCCUGAGCGCCGCGGUAGAGGAUCCCUGGCUGUCCCGGAAAUGCUUUCGGCCGGCGCCAACAUGGCUGCGGCCCUGCGGGCUGCGGGCGCUCUGUUCCGCGAGCCGCUGGUGUAUGGCAGCUCGAGGGCCUGUCAGCCAUGGAGGUGCCAAUCGGGUCCAGCAGUGGCGGCCACUACGGAGAAAGCGCAUCAUGCCAAAACCACAAAACCACAAGCUCAACCAGAAAGGAGGAAGCCCAAAACGGGCAUAUUAAUGUUAAACAUGGGAGGCCCCGAAACCCUUGGAGAAGUUCAAGACUUCCUUCAGAGGCUCUUCCUGGACCGAGACCUCAUGACCCUUCCCAUUCAAAAUAAGCUGGCACCAUUCAUCGCCAAACGCCGAACCCCCAAAAUUCAAGAGCAGUAUCGCAGGAUCGGAGGUGGAUCCCCCAUCAAGAUGUGGACUUCCAAGCAAGGAGAAGGCAUGGUGAAGCUGCUGGAUGAGCUGUCCCCUGACACAGCACCUCACAAAUACUAUAUUGGAUUCCGGUACGUCCAUCCCUUGACAGAAGAGGCAAUUGAAGAGAUGGAGAGAGAUGGACUAGAAAGGGCCAUUGCUUUCACACAGUAUCCACAGUUCAGCUGCUCCACCACAGGCAGCAGCUUAAAUGCCAUUUACAGAUACUAUAACGAGGUGGGGCGGAAGCCCACCAUGAAGUGGAGCACAAUCGACAGGUGGCCCACGCACCCCCUCCUCAUCCAGUGCUUUGCAGACCACAUUCUGAAAGAGCUGGACCAUUUUCCAAAGGAGAAGAGAAGUGAGGUGGUCAUUCUGUUUUCUGCCCACUCCCUGCCGAUGUCUGUUGUCAACAGAGGGGACCCCUAUCCCCAAGAGGUAGGAGCCACUGUCCACAGAGUCAUGGAACAGCUGGGUUACCUGAACCCCUACCGACUGGUCUGGCAGUCCAAGGUUGGUCCAGUACCCUGGUUGGGCCCUCAAACAGAUGAGGCUAUCAAAGGGCUUUGUGAGCGGGGGAGGAAGAAUAUCCUCUUGGUUCCAAUAGCAUUUACCAGUGAUCACAUUGAGACCCUUUAUGAACUGGACAUUGAAUACUCUCAAGUGUUAGCUCAGAAGUGUGGAGCUGAAAACAUCAGAAGAGCAGAGUCUCUUAAUGGAAAUCCAUUGUUCUCCAAGGCCCUUGCUGACCUGGUGCACUCCCACAUCCAGUCAAACAAGCUGUGCUCCACGCAGUUGAGUCUGAACUGUCCGCUCUGUGUAAAUCCUGUCUGCAGGAAGACUAAAUCCUUCUUCACCAGCCAACAGCUGUGACCCUGCCUGAGGACCCGUGGGAUUCGCAGAUGUACAGCCUCCCAACACCUCCGAUGGGGACGACGGGGACGGAAGCCACAUUAGUCUGGGCACAGACUAUAAUUUCUCCCUGCCUGUGUUUUGUUUUGUUUUGUCUUGUUUUGUUUUGUUUUGUUUUAUUUUAUUUCUUGCUUCCCUAUGUAGGCCAAACUGGCCUCCAUUGUGCCUCCUGCUCCUGUUUCCUGAGUGUAGCUAGCAUUACAGACACACAAAAUUGUGUUCCUUGGAGAAUGGACUCAAUUCUGACUGAGAUUUCUAUUUUCAUGUACACAUGCAGUGAACACUCACAACCCUUUCUGGGGUUGGUUUAUGAAUGUGGAAUAUCUGUCUACUGGGUCAUCCCAGGGAUGAGUUUCACAUUUUUAUCUUAUGAGAUACGCACAGAUUCUGCACUUAUUGCCCAAAACAACUUCCUAAAACAGUAUGGUGUGUCUCCUCUAUGAGCUGCCAGUGGUGACUGAGAUGUUUACAGUCCUACGGAUAUAGCUAGAGCUUCAGUGAAUAUGGCGAGUUUACGAAAUAAAAUUUGUAAAAGACUUAGGCUGAGUGCAUAGCUUAGGGCUGUGUGCUUGCCCUGCAAGGCUCCUGCUUUGAGCCCCAGCUGUGAAUGCACACAUUAUGUCACCGACUCGGCCCUAAGUCCAUGGGUACGGGAGUGCGGGGGUCGGAGUGGUCGCCUGUCACUGCUUCUAUUGGCAGUGCAGGCACCGUUCACUGGCCACUGCGGUGUCUGUGGAAACCGAAACAAGUGCGUGCUUCAAGAGCACUGAGAUGCCCCAGGCGCAUGGCCUAAUAAACGUGCAGAAGUUCAGUCCUCGCUGUUUAUGCCUUAAUUUAAGUCAUGGUGCCUCAGGGAAGGGGGCUCUCUGUCUUUUCCCUGUUUCCAAGAACAGUGCCACCAGGAAAUACUACUGAUGGAUUAGGGCUUGUCUCUCCGGGGCCAAGGAACCUUCCAGGCCAAGUGCUUAUUUUAUAAAGUUGACUGUGUUUGAUAGCCUUGAAUUUUCCUCAUGAAUAAGUUUUUAUUAUAAAAGUUUUAUGGUCAUAGACUAGGCCAUUUGUAAAACACAGAGAAAUAACUACUCUAAUGUGGUAA
Rattus rattus (black rat) is the source of this 2519-nucleotide messenger RNA. It is a transcript of the gene Fech, whose product is annotated as ferrochelatase. The record is from RefSeq and is a predicted model, not a curated record. Gene Ontology annotation, biological process: heme biosynthetic process. Gene Ontology annotation, molecular function: protoporphyrin ferrochelatase activity. Lineage: Eukaryota; Metazoa; Chordata; Mammalia; Rodentia; Muridae. The coding region runs from base 116 to 1384 and encodes 422 amino acids. The transcript is spliced from 11 exons.